GGAGGAUGGUCCCUCGAUGUUUAAACGAGAAGAAAAAGGAACGUCGUUCAAUUGGAAAAUAAGUAAACGAGUUCUGGGAAGUCACGGACAACGAGAAGAUGAAGAGGCGCGGGACGAGUCCGAUUCUUGAACGUUUCCGGUCGUCGGAAUCUGAUCGAUGGAUGCACGUUGCACAUUGUUCUCACUUUCUUUCGCGUCACCGACGUCUUUACUUACGCUUUCCUUUAUUUCGAUGCCCUCGUUACAUUUUCACGUGACGAUAAGAUGAUGCGACGUAAUAGAGAUCGUUGAGGUCGGUUCGGGUUAAAUUGCUUCAAAUUUGCGAUACGACGGCCUACCUUCCACGUUCGCGUUUCAGACGCGUGAGAAAAAGAACGGCGUGGCACGGAAUCACGGAUUAUUUCACGAGGAAGAAGGAACGUCGAGGACGCUUCGAUCGUCUCGGAUGUCGCGGAGGAGGAAAUGGUCGAUACUUUCGCGAUCGUCGCAAUUGUCGUAUUUCUGUGCAACAACUCUCUACUUCUCGCUUUCGACACAGAAAUUCUCGAUGAUGCAAUUGGCACUAGAUCGCGGACUUGGUGCACUCGCGACGACAAUCGAUGGCCGGAAGAAACGGCUCAAAGACGUUAGAUCUCGUCUGAAUUUGAUCUUGAAUCGACGUCGCGAGAGUCUGUAUGAAAAUCCGCGGUCUAAAGUCGCGAGCGUGUUUCCUCUUCGUUCCGACCUUGAUCGAACGUGUCUAUUUUCUUAAUCGAUCGAUUUGUCGAUAUCGAAGUUGGUCCACUCGAACGAACGCGGUCGAGCGAACGAGGUUGCAUUUUUUCAUCGUCCCACACUAGUUUUGCCAGCGGCUUUUUUUUGCGCGCGUUUACAGCGUCGAGCACAUAAUCGGACAAAAUGGAUAAUAGCGGAGAUUCAUGACGACACGCACGACACUCGUACGAGUACAUACACGUCUUUACGUACCAAUACGAUUCUUUUGAAUCGAGCUCCGAGUCAUCUUUUUUUAUUCUCGCGAUCGUGCAUACCGCUUACUUUGGUCAACCUCGUGAACCGCGUGAUUACACGCGGAAACGUUUCGAACGGCAACAAUUCAAUGCUUCGUUCGCUCGAAGGUUUUUUCGAAGACACACGUGCCUGCCAUAUCUAAAUAAUCUAAGGAUAAACAACGAGGGAAAAGAACCGACGACGUGCCUCUUCUUCAAACUUGGCUUAACCGACGUGCUGGCCGCGUCGAGGAGCCGAAAUCUGCGCGAACACGCGCCCGUCUCCGUCACCCCCCGCGUGUAACGCAUGCCGAGGCUCGAACGGAAGACGAUCCAUCGUCGAGCGAGCGCGUUUCCGCACUACUCUAUAUCUGACCACCGUUCGUCUUCGCGGGCCUCGAUGCGUCGGAUCGAGAUCGUCGACGAUCGGCGAUCGAAACCGGUCGCAGACCUUCUUCGACUCGAGUUCGAGCGUUACGAUUCAUCGCGUCGUCACCAAGAGGGAAAAACAGAGGAUCUAUCGGAAAGAGGAUAGUCAGCACUCGGUUCGUCCACUAAGUCCAACGGUGCACGAGUUAUGCAAUUACAUUUGUAAUGGGCCAACAUUCAACUCCGACAACGCUGGCAAUUCGCGAAGGAAGAACAAUGCGACGGUGACGCGGACGUUUUCAACGAUACUCGGUGUCACUGUGAAAUUUCACUGGAACCAGUCGACGUUGCCAUUGCUCACGAGACCCUUACGAUCUGAAGAGUCACUCGAGGAGCGACGAGAUGAUGCUGAUCAAGAGUUUCUUUCGGAGGAUCAUCAAGGACUUCCGGCACAAAGAACUGCUACCCCUGAAAAUGAUAUUCUUCGUUCAAGCAUCGACACUCUAUGUACUUUAUCCGUACUUGACCAUACACAUGAGGGAGUUGGGUAUAAACGUGGAAGAAACUGCCAUAAUGAGCGCAAUAACGCCGGUGAUAGCGAUGGUGAUGCCUCCCUUGGCCGGAAUGCUCGCCGACCGCGUGGGAAAUUUCAAAAUCAUGCUGUCGCUGUUCUCGUCGUUCGGCGGUCUCGCGUCUCUUCUGUUGCUGCUGGUGCCUAUCGGCAGGAUAACCGUGGAACUUCCGGACAGAGUCGUGAUGGACCUCGGCUGCGCGGGCAACGACGGGCUGAUCUACGCGAUGAGCGAGGAUUAUCCUUGCGAGACGAGCUUACAGCCGGAGAUCUCGACGAGGAUAGAGAGUUGCGGUUACGCGUGUCGUUUGGACGUUCGCAACGAAGCCGAGAUAAAGUCGAUCUUGUCGUCCCGACAAUACACGAUCGGACGAUCGAACAUAGAGACCGGCGCGAAUUCCACGAUCAAAUUUUCAUUCGCUCGGAACGACAUGCCGAGGGAGGAAACGGACGAAGAACUUCGGGAGCACCGAAAAUUGAGGAACAACGAGCACUACAGAACGUCGGUUCGACGAUUGUCCGCGGCCGAGUAUUUCUUCCCGGCGAACCGGCUGUACGACUUCUCGUGCAUCGUGUCGGGCUUCGUCGAGGACUUGGAGACGUCGACCCUAGACAACGCCAUGUCCAACAGAAUUUACGAGAACCGUACGUUGUGCACUUUCAAUCCCGUCGUGAUCCACGAGGGCGACGCGAGUCGAACGACUAAUUAUCACUCGUACAAGUCGAAAUUGAAGCUCGCGGACGAGACGGAAGAAGAUCGGAGGAUGAAACGGCGACGAUACCUAUCGAACGAGAUGGCGUGGACAGGAAAGGAGUACCAGAGGAUAGCCUGUGGAAAUCCGGAUCUGGAGAACGAGCGGGUCACUCUGACCCUGUCGCUCUUCAAUUAUUCCGCGAGCCCGGAACCCUACGAGGUGUUGGAGGCGGAAGGCUGCAGUAAACGGUGCAUCGUCACCGCUCCGCGAAACGAGACGUGCUCGAACGCGAAGACGAUCAUCGAGUACAACGUGGGAGUAACGUUCUGGAUGUACUUCGCGAUUCGAGUGUUCAUUGGUGUGAUCGGAGGGAGCACGUUCGCCAUGUUCGAGGGUGCGGUGAUCGCGAUAUUGCGCGAACAGAAAGCCGAUUACGGCCUCCAAAGGAUCUACGGUAGCAUCGGCAGCAUGAUAUCCUCACCGCUCUCCGGACUGCUGAUCGAUUACGCGAGCUCUGGCAAGAGUUACACGGAUUUCAGGCCGGCGUUUUAUUUAUACACGGCCCUGAAGCUGAUCUCGGGGCUGUUGAUGCUCGCCAUUAAUUUGGAAUUCAAAUCGCCGGCGAGCAACGUGGUCCGCGACGUAUUCAGCGUGCUGAGGAACGUCGAGGUCGCAGCCCUCUUCGUCGCCUGUUUCAUCCUCGGCACCGCUUGGGGAUACAUCGAAUCGUUCCUCUUUUGGUUGAUACAAGAUUUAGGUGGAUCAAGAUCACUCAUGGGUAUCACGAUAACCGUAGGCGGUAUUGCCGGUAUACCAUUACUGGUACUAUCUGGCCCGAUCGUAUCGAAGAUCGGCCACGCCAAUGUACUUUUCAUAGGCUUCGUUUUUUACGCCAUAAGACUCUGCGGUUACUCUUUAAUAUACAACCCUUGGCACACUCUCAUCUUCGAGGCAUUAGAAUCCGUGACUCAGUCGCUCAGCUUUACCGCUGCCGUCACUUACGCAGCGAGAUUGUCUACCACUACCACCGACAGCUCGAUACAGGGAUUGUUGGGCGGAGUUUAUUACGGAGUCGGCAAGGGCGCCGGGAGCUUGAUCGGCGGAUACCUGAUGAAAGCGUUCGGCACGCGGCCGACUUAUCGAAUCUUCGCGGCGAUGACGUUGAUUACCGGCACGAUGUACUACGUGUUCAACGUGGCUUACCUGAAGAAACGGCCACAGGUCGAGGGUAACGAUAUCGUGAAGAAGAAGCCCAAGAACGCGGAUAAUCAGAACGGUCUCGAGAACGGAACCAUCGAGAUCGGGUCGUUGGAGCAGCGUAAGAAGGGCGAGGGGAGCGAUCUGUCCGGGAUCGACAAUCAAACGUUCGUCCAGGAACGGGAUAACGUUGAACCUGUGUCCGAAAAGGAGACGAAGCUCCAGCGGAUCGACACGGAGUCGAUCGACGACGGAGUCGAGAGGGUGCCGCCGGCCGAGAGCAGAAAGAAGUUCGACGCGAAGAGAUUGAGCAAGGUGCAGAUCGACGAACGCGCGAAACAGAACGGGACGACGAAUCCGAGCUUCGAGAACCAGGAGAACAGCUGCGACAUCACUGUCGAGAGACAACCGGAGGAGAAGAAGUGAAACGAACGAGUUCCUCCAGAGAUCUCGUCUCUCCUCGUUUUUUGCCGUAAACCGAUCUCUGCGCGAGGUCUAAGUUGGUCCAUCGCGCGCGAUCACGAAGCUUAGCGCGCACGUGUACACGUAGAUCGGUCGGAGGAAACGCGAGAGUAGUGUAUCAUGUACAUUGUUAAAAUAAUGAAAAUAUAAGGGCAGCUUCCCAAAGAGGCUUUGUUACGUGAUCAUGCGAGUCACGGUGACGUGACUGCGAAUUCCUAUGAUGUACGAUAGCCGAAUCGCAUCGUUCACGAGCCAGGAUAAUUGUAAAGUGUCUUCGUCUCCCAUAGUUUAAAUAAAAGACUAGAACGAA
Ceratina calcarata is the source of this 4590-nucleotide messenger RNA. RefSeq lists its product as uncharacterized. Lineage: Eukaryota; Metazoa; Arthropoda; Insecta; Hymenoptera; Apidae. Gene Ontology annotation, cellular component: membrane. The coding region runs from base 1758 to 4244 and encodes 828 amino acids. The transcript is spliced from 12 exons. The record is from RefSeq and is a predicted model, not a curated record.